AUGGCAAGUCCCGCGUCCGCGCCGGAUCGCCCGGCGGACCACGAUCGAGAUGCGGAACGAAAUAGUUCGCAGGUGGCGCGAGAGGCACUGGGCGCCAGCGAGAAGUCGCCUGGUCCGUCAAUCCAGGAACCCCAGGUGCAUGCUUCGCCAGAACAGAUGCAGGUAGAUCCACAUGCAAACGAUGCUCCAGACCAUUACGGAACCUCCGAUCAUCAAAAUUCCCUCAUGCAUUCUUCGACCGUCGCAAGUCCAGGUCCGAUCGAAGAAUCUGCUUCGCAGGAUGGAGACCGGCGUCCUCGGGACGACUCUGAGAUUGAUCAAGAUAGCAACAAGGCCUUCUCAUAUCCUUAUGCCUACGGUAGAAGCAGCCCGCGCUCUCCUUCUGCGAAGAAACACCGAUGCCCCUUCUGCGCCACCGAAUUUACCCGCCAACAUAACCUCAAAAGCCAUCUCCUGACCCAUAGCCAGGAGAAGCCAUUCGUCUGCCAAACCUGUCAGUCUCGAUUCCGCCGAUUACAUGACCUGAAGCGACACACUAAGCUACACACUGGGGAGAGACCCCACAUUUGUCCCAAAUGCGGGCGACGUUUCGCACGUGGUGAUGCAUUAGCGCGACACAACAAGGGUCAAGGAGGAUGCGCUGGCCGGCGGGCAAGCAUGGGAAGCUUUGCGGGAGAAGAUGACUACGGUGAUGGUCAACACCCCGACGAUGCGAUGGAUGGACUAGUCUACGCCGAACCGGAACGCAUGGACGAGGAGGAAGAGCGCCGACUCAGCACCGGCAUCCGCAAGCACGACGCUGAUUCAAUUCCUCGAUCUGAUUCGUAUCAUGGUCGCCAGCCGAGCACCUAUCCGCCAAUUGCAGCUAACCGCACAGGACUUUUCCCACCGCCAGGCACACAUGGCGGCUCGGGUACGUCAGCCACAGCCACUUCGCAAACUGCCAGCUUCACAUUCCCGCCUGCUGGUCACCCAUCUGGCACCGCUCUUUUCACUCCAAGCACUAUCAGUGAAGCUUCAAAACCGUUGUCUCCCAAUGCCCUCUCUCACCCGGACUCGGGGACUUCAUCACACCGUGGACACUCGCCUAGCGUAGGACAGUCUCUACCGCACCCGACGUCCUUCGGACGCGCCAAUCUUCCUCCACCCCGGGAGCGCCUCAACUUCCUCCGCCACCAUUCCAGUAACCAUGCCUUGCCCAAGGUUGGACCUGAAAUUUCCGAGAGUGAUGCGAAUCAGAUCGAAAAGCUAUGGGCCUACGUGCGAUCUAUGCAUGAAGAGAUGGCAAGCCUGCGCACCGAAGUUGCCUCAUUGCGCGCCCACAUCGCCUCUACCAACCCGGGACCUGCUCCUGCGCCGCCAGUAGACGCGAAUCAGGCAAACCCAGGCCCUCGGUGA
Penicillium chermesinum is the source of this 1398-nucleotide messenger RNA. RefSeq names its product C2H2 zinc finger protein. Gene Ontology annotation, molecular function: RNA polymerase II cis-regulatory region sequence-specific DNA binding; DNA-binding transcription factor activity, RNA polymerase II-specific. The transcript is spliced from 3 exons. The coding region runs from base 1 to 1398 and encodes 465 amino acids. Lineage: Eukaryota; Fungi; Ascomycota; Eurotiomycetes; Eurotiales; Aspergillaceae. The record is from RefSeq and is a predicted model, not a curated record. Gene Ontology annotation, biological process: regulation of transcription by RNA polymerase II.